ACGAGACUUAUUUUUACCACAUAACCGGAUAUUGAUUCCUUGUUAUGAGAGGACGGUCCUUAUGGGAUUUGAUACCCAGUCCUAUCAUGUGGAACCGUGUAUAUCUAACUGUAAAAUAGCAAUAGAAAAUAGCACAUUGCUCAGAUCAUUCUAUUCUUCAACGGCCAACACACUUUUAAAAGUCGACACUUUAUAUUCACCAAUCAAGUGUGGUGAAUUUUUCGAUCAUUAACAUCGCACAGUGAGAUACACAUAGUACAAAUUGAACAUUUUUGGGGUGUAUUUUUCCAUUUAAAAAAGCAUCAUUAAUUGUACCGCACAGCUAAAAAAAAUUGUACAGCUAAUAUAAUUGUGAAAAGAUUUAUGUUACUCAUCUAUUUUAUCAUAGUCCUUUUUUGAGGUCGAAAGUAAAAGUUGUCCGAAAGCAUGCUUUAUGUGCGACGUAUUUUUGUUUCACAAACUGUCAAUUUUACACCGUGCACCCCGUCUGCAAAGGUUGAAUCGUUCGCUUGUAAACAAAUCGGUGCGAUAAAACGGAACGCGUGAAACAAAUCAAAACAAUUCUAUGUCUGGAAGGAAGCAAACAUGGACCCUGGUACAUUUGCACAGGAUUUCUUCUGUCGGCUAUGUGCAGCGGAAGGCAUUGUAAUACACCCGCUCUUCUCACCGGGUGACAAUGAUCCCAAGGACGAGCUGGUGCGAAUGAUAGCGGUGCUAACGUCGGUCCAUCUCGCACAGACGGAUGACGCUGGGGCGGUCAUAUGUGACAAAUGUUUGCAAAUGUUGGACCUAUUUUGUAAGUUUCGCGAAGAGUGCCUGAGGCAGGAUGUGCUUAUUCGAACGAGAAGAACACUGCUCGCUGAGCAGGUGGAAAGGCAGCGACAACAGCAGCUGUUGUUACAGCAACAGCAAGGUCCAGCUGUAGUGCAACCGACGGUCGAUGUGAAGCUGGAGGAUGAUGAGGAUGAUGGAGCGCAUGUUGCGCUACCGAUAAUAACGGACGUGCCGGAAGAAAUUAUCUGCACCCCGACACCACAGUUUACCGAUGCAGUAGAAUGCAAGCAGGAAACUGAAGGACCGGAGGAAACGCAACAGAUUCUUGUUACGCUAGAUCCGGUACCGCUUGCUGUAGUUGGAAGUCCACCACUCUUGCACCCAUACGGUGUCGCCCAUGACAGCAUCAUUAAUUCUAGUCUUACCGAUAGCUCUUACUCCCUGUCCGGUUCGACACUGAUCGCACCGACCGAAGCGGUCGGCAUCAUGGUUCCGAGCCAUCCAAUAUCACCGGAAGGAUCGUGUACGAUUGUUGGUAGUUCGACGAUAGGGGAAUCGGGGAAAACCUCUCCAGUACUGCCGCGGCGAAGCAAGGCUAAGAUAAAGCCAAACUUCAAAAAACCACCGCCCGGUUGCGAACAGUGUCGGGAAAGCUUUGCCACGUACUACGAGUACGAUCAGCAUAUGAACCAACAGCAUGCAUGGGACAAAACCAACCGUUGCUCGUUGGCUUGCGAUCCGUGUCAGAUGAGGUUUACCAAGUCGUACAAUUUGAAACGCCACAUGUACGAGGUACACGGGGAAGUGCCGCAAGGACUGACGGUAAUACCGUGUGAGCAUUGCGGGGAACGUUUCCUGCGCGGUAACAUUCUCGAGCGACACAUCGCCAAGGUGCAUCGGAGCAAGAACAAACUGAAAGCCUGUGCCAUUAAAUCGACUUAGAUAUGCCAUGAGUGUUAGCGGAGCUAGGAGAACGCGAGUUAAGAUAUUAAGCUACUGAACUGUGAGAAUCAUACAUGACGCAUCGUCAAAAGAGGAUAUACUACUACAGUAAGACUAAAAUUAGAGAGUGAUACUACGUUUCAUACCAGUAUUAACGUUGAAGGAAAAUCUCAACCAUUUUAUGGUAGGAGCUGUAUCAGAGCGAAACAUUUGCGAAACUCCUUCAAUAAAAUGAUCUCCAUCGCUACAAAUAUUUUAUUUUGUAUAACAAACUU
Messenger RNA from Anopheles funestus (African malaria mosquito), 1991 nucleotides. RefSeq lists its product as uncharacterized. The coding region runs from base 586 to 1716 and encodes 376 amino acids. Gene Ontology annotation, biological process: regulation of transcription by RNA polymerase II. The transcript is spliced from 2 exons. Gene Ontology annotation, cellular component: nucleus. NCBI's taxonomy places the organism in Eukaryota, Metazoa, Arthropoda, Insecta, Diptera, Culicidae. The record is from RefSeq and is a predicted model, not a curated record. Gene Ontology annotation, molecular function: zinc ion binding; sequence-specific DNA binding; DNA-binding transcription factor activity, RNA polymerase II-specific.